UCUCUCUCUCUCUCUCUCUCUCUCUGUCGUCCUAUCUUGAAAAAGCUCUCAUUGUGCUCUCUUGUCACUUCCCCUCUCUCUCUCUCUCUCUAGCUUGACCUUUCCCUUGGUUAGAGACAGACAGAUACACAGCACUAGAUAGAUAGAUAGAUAGAUAGAUAGAUAGCAUCACUAGCAAGAAAAGAUCUUACCAUUACCUCCCAUUCCCCCCAGCUCCCAUACUCCUCCCCUCUCCUCUUUGUUUUCAUCGAAGCAAGCCCAGGCAGCCCCCCCCACCCCCACCCUUCUACCAGCCGUCCACCCCUGACCUGACUGAAGCAUCUUCUCCUUCCUCCCUACUCCGUCGUCCUCGAGAGAUGCGUCCGGCCAGUAGAAGAAUCUCCCUCUCCGCCUCCACCUAUAGCAACUCAAAUCACAGCAGCUGCAGCAUGAGAAUUUGAGCUCAAAGGCAAUGGAAGGUGGUGUCAGCACCAGGAGAUGAAGGAGAGGCAACGCUGGAGAGCUGAAGAAGACGCUUUGUUACGUGCUUACGUGAAACAAUAUGGGCCAAGGGAGUGGCACCUUGUUUCCCAGCGAAUGAACACCCCUCUCAAUAGGGAUGCCAAGUCAUGCUUAGAGCGGUGGAAGAACUACCUGAAGCCCGGGAUCAAGAAAGGUUCUCUUACUGAGGAGGAGCAGAGGCUUGUGAUUCAGCUCCAGGCAAAGCACGGCAACAAAUGGAAGAAGAUUGCAGCCGAAAUCCCUGGUCGAACGGCCAAGAGGCUGGGUAAGUGGUGGGAGGUGUUCAAGGAGAAGCAACAGAGAGAACAGAAGGAGAACAAUAGGACAGUGCACCCGAUUGAGGAAGGCAAGUAUGAUCAGAUUCUGGAGACCUUUGCAGAGAAGAUCGUGAAGGAGCGAGCUGCACCUGCCUUUCUCAUUACUGGUUCCAACAAUGGGUUCCUUCAUGCUGAUACACCCACUGUUUCGCCCUCUUUGCUGCCUCCAUGGCUUUCUACUUCUAAUGGGACCGCCACUCUGCGGCCUCCUUCCCCAUCUGUCACCUUAAGUCUCUCGCCCUCUACAGUUUCAACCUCUCCACCUGUCCCGUGGCUCCAGCCUGAGAGAGGUCUUGAGGCUACCUCAUUCUCUCUGGGCAGUUUACCAACUCAUGGGCCAGGCCCUGCUCCUGCAGAGGCGAUGGUCCUAUCCGAGCUUGUGGAGUGCUGCAGGGAGCUGGAAGAAGGGCACCGGGCCUGGGUGGCCCACAAGAAGGAAGCCGCGUGGAGGUUAAAGCGAUUGGAAUUGCAGCUAGAGUCCGAGAAGGGGACCCGUCGGAAGGAGAAAAUGGAGGAGAUAGAGUCAAAAAUCAAUGCUCUCAGGGAAGAGCAGAAGGCUACAUUGGAGAGAAUCGAAGAGGAGCAUCGGGAACAGUUAGCAGGGCUUAGGAGUGAUGCAGAAACCAAGGAGAUGAAGCUUGCAGACCAGUGGGCCAUGAAACACCAGCAGCUCUAUAAGUUAGUGGAGCAGAUGGGGGCCCGAUCCGGGCCUGCAGAAACCUAGAGGACAGCCGGGACCACUUCGGAAGGCAACUUCAUGAAUCAUGCUGAAAUGGAGAAAUUACCUUGCGCUCCAAACAAAGAAAAAGCUCCAUUAAACUCAAAGAGGUUUCUGCCUAGAGAUCAAGGAGGGAAGAGGUUGAGAGCAUUUCCAUGGCCCCCUUGAAAAAUCCGCAGAAGUCGGCUCUUUAUAUGCUCAGAAGGUAUAAUUGCCCAGACAGUACUCUUAUGGCAAGGAACCAUGUUUCCUUCUACGUUGAUAUACGCACCGCAAUUCAUAUUUUGUUAUUUUGGCAGCAUCAUUAUUCACCUUCCCUUAUGAUUUCAUAAGAGUAUCGAAAAUUGUAUGAUAUGAAUCAUCAAUAUGAUGGACUCAGCUAAUCAGCAACAUUGUGCUACA
Punica granatum (pomegranate) is the source of this 1938-nucleotide messenger RNA. The record is from RefSeq and is a predicted model, not a curated record. NCBI's taxonomy places the organism in Eukaryota, Viridiplantae, Streptophyta, Magnoliopsida, Myrtales, Lythraceae.